CCGUGGAAUCCCAAGGAGUAAGGACGCACAAAUCAUCAAGCUUUCUUCCUGCUGUUUUUUUCAGUCGUGCGUGUGCGUGUAGUGUUUUGUGUGUGUGCAUUUCGCGUGUAUUCAACUCUAUUUCUCGUCUCACCUAGAGGCACAAACCCUUCGGCUCGUUGUUUUGCUCAAUGUGUCGUCUGUUUUCGAAAACUCCACGAGCAAACGCAUCGCCGGUAAAUCCCCGUCAUUGGAGAAUGCGGUGAAUUGGCCAGUCCCAUCAUUGUCACGGCAGCCGUCAACGGCCGCGUAGUUAGCACCCCACCCUCAGCGGCCACGCUCGGAGACUACGACGGAGUGUCUUGCGUACGGCUGGCCAGCCGCCCCACCACCUUCUUAAGUUGCUCAGUCCACGUGGCCUCGUCCCGUCACGUCCACUACCCCAGUCUCAACGCCUGUCUCAUCCAUCAGGGACGAUCUCGCGGCUUCCAGUGCCGCACGGUCCACUUUGGUUACGCCAUCCCUGUCAUCGUUCACAGACACUGGGGGGCGAACGCAAGCGGCCGACAUUCGUGUGAAAUCGUCUUGGACAGUCAUGCGACUCUGGAGCCGGCCACUGCCUCUUAUCUUCUAGAGCAGCAUCCGGAUUUGGUGGCCAUCGGUGCGACGCUUCGCGACCCCAACGCACGGCCUUCAGCGCGCACGGCAGACGGACCAGAGGCCGUGAUCCAAGCAGCAAAACUGGCCGCUUUCAAGUCGGUCGAGGUGCGGACUCAUCACCGCUCUGGCUCGCAGACUCCGCUCAUACAGUCGGACGUCUCGUCGCCCAGCAAAAUGGCCGUCGAUCCAAACGAACUUUACGACCAGCUGAUGAGGCAGAAUUCGGCCGAACAGGACAUUCAGGCCAUCGCCAAACAAAUUUCGGAUCACGCAGAAGCCAUUUACCAAACGUGGAAGUCGAAAGGAUUAACGCCCAAUGAGCUGCUUCAUUUACAUUCGGCGGAGACGGAGGGUCCAGGCGGCGACGUUGCCACCACCACACCGGCCUUCCGUCAGAUGCGAAGCUCGUCGAUAGAUCGUCGAAGCGUGUCGGAGAGGCCGAAAUCGGGAUCGUCUUUAUCUCCGGUCGAAUUGUUGGCCAGUCCGCAAUUGGACGCCACUCUGGAACAACUGGUGAAUAGUUUCGUUCACGAAGAUAAGGCCAGAUUAGCGGCUAGAGCGCGAACGGUCUCGCCAUCACCUACUGGCGUCCACCAACCGACAGCCAGUGCGGCUUCCACCAUUCAGACGGCCCUCAAGCGCUUCGAAAUGAAGGGCCUCAACUACGAAUCGGCGCGUGGAACGUCGAAUCGGCCGACGCACUCGGAGCCACCGGCCGACGUGGCGGUGAGGAGUUCGCCGUCGUUCCAGGAAGCCGUGCAGUCAAGUAAUCGGACGUCACCUGGACAGGCAGCGGAACCGUCGGGCACUGUCAAAAGCCGGGCCCAAAGAUUCGCCACCCGCAUCGAACUGGCGAAUGCAUCUCAUAGUUCGCCCAGUUGGCCGGUCAAGCGCGUCGUCUCGCCCGGCCCAGUUCAAUAUCACAAGGUGACCGUCGUAGCCGAAGUGGCGGCCCACCACCCGGUUGCCGCGACACCCAAGUCAUCGGCGUCCAACACGAGCGAAGUGGACAAGGAAGAGGAAAAGUUAAUCAACGCCCUCAAGACGGGCCGCGUCAUUGAUGAGGUCGCAGUUCCUAAUUCUCCAACACCCAGCGAUCAGUUUCAUCAGUCGUUGAUCAAGAAAACGAGAGAGCGACAUCAACGGAUCGCCCCGACGCCCCGAACCGGCGGCAAUGUCGAGGAUGAGCUCGAAUCGCUGGUGGGUCGCUUGAAAAUCACGGAACCGACGCCGAGAUCCGCCACGUCCGUCAGCAGAGAAAAUAGCCCGGGUCCCAUAACGUUGGCCAUCCGCGAUGGUUCGCCGGCGCGAUCCACCUCCCCGCGCACCGUCAAACUGUCUGAAACGGUGCCCGUGGCCGGGGUUUCAACCGUCGAUUACGCCAAGGUUCGUUACCAAGCGGCCCAGGCUAACCCGCUCACUCAGCAAAGGCUGGAGGAUUCCAGGACGAUCGGCAAAGCGCAAAACUCUCCGCAACCCAAUGUCGUCUCGGAGACCCGCAGUCGUUUCGAAGGUCCGACCCGCCCCGCUGUCAAUACUUGCGCGGUGCCGUGGCGUUCCGGCGUUCAAAUCAACGAGUGGUCUCCGGUUCGUCCGCCUGCAUCCGUCGAUCCGGCCGAUGAAUUGCAAGCAUCUGCACAACAGUCGCAGCUGUCCGGCAAUGGCGGCUUGAAUUUGGAGGCGUUGCGGCGGAUGAAAACGCGCAAAAUGCGCAAAUCGCCCGAACCGCAGCCGACGGGUUGCGGGUCGAACACGAGCCCGACGUCCUCCCCGCUGCCCCAUCCGGAGUUGACGGUGCAGCAGAAACAGCAUUUGCGCGAACGCAAUCUGCAACAGCUCGGCGCUGGCGGACAUCACGUGACGUCGGUCGGAUUGCCUGUCCAGUACACGUCGACGGGCAUCCCCAUCCGGCCGUUUUUGACGCGGGGCUCCGUCGCCGAGAGGGUCCUCAUUUUUGAAAAAUGCCCGACGACGAUCAUGACGGAAUCGGCUACCAAAUCGGACAAGGUGACCUCUGCUGCCACCGCUAUAACGGCAGAAAAAUCGAAACGGGCCGGCAGUCCAGCACCGCAGACUUGGCGACACUCCAACGAUGUCCAAACUCGAGUCCAGGUCUACGCCAAGGAUAACAACAAAGAGAACCGAUCGACAUCGGCGAACAUUUCAUCGCCCAGGUCGACUCUGCGCCGCCAGGCUAAAGCCAACAACAAUCUCCUUUUGCCCAGAUUUUACUACCCAACGGGACGACCCAUCAGUAAAGAGCAGCUGGAUGCCUCCUUGCUUAGGCUGGCCGCCACGUUUCAGCAGCUACCCAACUGCCAAGCAAGUCGCGAGCAUUUCGGAACCAUUGCCAAGGCUUGUGGAUGUCCUUACUAUUGGAAAGCCAUCUUGUUCAUUGCGAGCGGUGGCGAAAAGCUCGGACACGUUACGUUGGAAACCUUCACCGACUUUUGGGGAAAAAUCAUCAACAACUAUCAUGACGAAGCGUCUCGAUUCGUUCAACUCCUGACCAUGAUCAACCCGAAUGUGAACGCCAGCAGAACAGACAACAAUUUCAACGGGCCGAUGAACAACAGUGCCAGUUCCGGCCGGUUCUAUCUAGUACCGGAGGAUUUCGUGCCGCUGAUCCAAGACGUGGUCGACACCCAUCCGGGGUUGACCUUCCUCAAGGAGGCGGCUGAAUUUCACUCGCGCUACGUUCACACGGUGAUUGCGCGAAUUUAUUACAACGUGAACCGAUCCUGGUCAGGCCAGAUCACUCUGGCCGAACUGCGCCAUUCCAACUUAUUGACCACGAUUCGCUUGCUGGAAGAGGAGGAAGACAUCAACCAAAUCACCGAUUUUUUCAGCUACGAGCAUUUCUACGUCAUCUACUGCAAGUUCUGGGAGUUGGACAAAGACCACGACCUCUUUAUCGAUAAGAAGGAUCUGGCUCGGCACAACGACCACGCAUUGUCCUCCAAGAUGAUCGAUCGGAUAUUCUCUGGGGCCGUCACCCGCGGCGCGCCUCACAACAACCGACUGGCCAAGUUCGGCAACACCAACACCAACAUGAACAAUCAGCCGCGGAUGAGUUACACAGAGUUUGUCUGGUUCCUCAUCUCCGAAGAGGACAAAAGGCAUUCGACGGCCAUCGAGUAUUGGUUCAGGUGUAUGGAUCUGGACGGAGACGGUUUCCUUUCGAUGUACGAACUGGAAUAUUUUUACGAGGAACAAUUGCAACGGAUGGAAUCUUUAGGCAUAGAAACGUUGCCAUUCGAAGAUUGCCUGUGUCAGAUGCUGGACAUGAUUCACCCGGCCGUGCCCGGUAAAGUAUCUCUGAACGACCUCAAACGUUGCCAGAUGACGCCCAUCUUCUUUGACACUUUCUUCAACUUGGAAAAAUACCUGGAUCACGAACAACGCGAUCCGUUUGCCUCGCAACGCGACCCCGACUCGGAAAAUGGUGACGAGAUACUCAAGAUUUCCGACUGGGAUCGCUACGCUGCCGAAGAAUACGAACUUUUGGUGGCUGAAGAAGGUGGACCGGAUCAUAGCGAUGACAUGUUCAUGCGGGAAGAAAUGACCACAGGCGAAGAGGACGGCAACGACCAUUCUUCUCUUCCCUUAUCGAUGGAACGUGACGUCAUUAUGGCAGAUUCAGAUGUUAACGACGGCCAUGACGAUUACUCGCCCUUGUCGGUCCAUUCAAGCCUCGGCCUCGGCAAUGCUGGUCAUCGUUCACUUUUCUCGGUCACGCCGUGCUCGAUCGAAUAUCAAUAUUGAUCGCCGUCCCUGGCCAUGAUGAUGAUUCUUAUUCAUUUUGGGUUUCUCUUAUCCGACUAGCAUGAACCAGUCCUGUUUCUGUUGUCACGAUCAGCUGACGGAUUUCUAAGCAGUCAAAUGUCAUUGCAGAGCCUUAAUAUCUCCGUAUCCCUAUCUGUGCAAUAUGCAAUAAGUAUUUGUUUGUUUUUUUAAGUGUAUUCCGGUGGGUGGAUGGGGAAGGGGAGUGGGGGAGAUAUAUUUUUUAAUUGCCACUGAUUAUUGUAGAAUCUUUUUGGCCGGUUUUGACCCUUUCCUCGCACUACACCGUCAGCAAAUACCUUCAUUGCACCUGAGAAAAUUUGUGGGUCACACACACACACGUUGUUCGUCUAGUCUCAUCGAUUUAUUUUGCGUAUUUGCUCUUUUCUGAUCUUUGGAACCAUCAAGACUUGUAGUGCAUAGAAGGAGAAAAGAAAACAUCAACUCGGAUUUCUUUUUUUUUUUUUAUCGUUUAACUUGUGCAUCACAUCUUAAAAUGUUUCUUUUAAUCAUUUUUUUCCCAUUUUCUCUUCUGUUUUUUAAUUCAAUUCUUCUCUUACCUCUUAUACAUAGAUUCCCCUAGAAGUGAUUCGAUUUGUCGCUGGUCUUCUAAAAUUGUGAUGGAUCACGAUGUAAGAAACCAAGCCUUACACACAUAAUUUAAGAUCUAAUUGAUUUGUCUUUUGAUCAUUUUUUUUUGUUUUUAAACUUGGUUCAAAGUAUGUUGGCAGUAGGGUGCGAAAGUUUAUACAUAAAUUACAAUCAUCAGCAGGUGAAAAACAAUGUCGUGUAAUUUGUUGUGUUCAAAAGUGGCUCCUUUAAGUUAAUGUGUGUAUAAUGUUGUGGAUGUCUCUCUCCCCGUGUACCUGGAGAAAGUUAAAACAAAACAUGAACUAAGAAUAGGAAGGGUUCCCCUUUGACGGCUGCCAUAAAAUAAACAUGGAUUCGUUUCAUUA
Molecule: messenger RNA, 5378 nt
Organism: Daphnia carinata
Lineage: Eukaryota; Metazoa; Arthropoda; Branchiopoda; Diplostraca; Daphniidae
Exons: 12
Coding region: 814-4404 (1196 amino acids)
Biological process (GO): protein dephosphorylation
Cellular component (GO): protein phosphatase type 2A complex
Molecular function (GO): protein phosphatase regulator activity; calcium ion binding
Source: RefSeq, a predicted model, not a curated record